Molecule: messenger RNA, 1017 nt
Organism: Pestalotiopsis fici W106-1
Lineage: Eukaryota; Fungi; Ascomycota; Sordariomycetes; Amphisphaeriales; Sporocadaceae
Exons: 1
Coding region: 1-1017 (338 amino acids)
Source: RefSeq, a predicted model, not a curated record
AUGGUACAUGAAGAGCAAGAUAACACGAAUCGUUAUUACAUUUCAGGCUUUGGCGCCCUGGCCGACUUUAUCGACAGCGAUGAAGAUCACAGCACGGCUGUCUAUAGUCGAUUUGGAAGAUUAGCGGCUCGCGAUCUCCUAUUUUACCAGAGCGAGCUGGCAGAGUUGCAAUCACGCCAGGACCAAUAUGAUCUUGAAGACGCCAACGAAGCUCUGAGCUCGUCGGAAACGCGGAGAACUAUCAGGCAGCACACUCGUGACUGGGUCACAUUUCAGAAUAUAGCAAGCGCAAAUACACCUACCUCCGACACUUAUACAUCCGAUAGAUGGAAGAAAAGAAUGGAUCUUGCCAUGAACAUCCGGAAAACCUUGGUGGAGUAUCAAGAAGCACUUAUUCGACACUCUAAGGUUUUAUCCUUUUCACAGCCUACCGAGCAGACGAUGAAGGCACUGUCGGGCUACUUCCACACACGAGUUGCCCUGAACGAGGCCGAGCCGCAAAUGACAACGUUACCUAUGCUUACCGGCGCCAGUUCAAAUCUGUACCCACGAGAUAUGGACGAGAGACAAAUCCGUUCUUCCGACUAUGUGACACUAAAAUUACAACCUCACCCAGACCUUCUGACCAAUUUUCUUGGUACGUAUGUGUCAAGGUGCUUCCGAACAAGGGAACCACCGCUCUUGCCUCAACACCGCGCUGCUAUCUCUCAUAUCCCGCGGGACGAGGUGGUGCGUUACCCCCUCAGGCGAAUCCACUUUGUAGCAACUCUUAUAUCUACCUUCUUCGCAGGUAUCCUACUUUUCCUACCGAUAUUCGUUCUUUACCAUAUAGCAUCCUCGCAGCCAAAUAUAACGAUAGGCCUUAUUGCAAUGUUUGUUGCCAUUUUUGCCGUCGCCAUUGUCAUGAUGACAAAUGCUAGGAGGGCAGAGGUUUUUGGUGCUUGUGCAGCGUAUGCCGCGGUUCUUGUCGUGUUUGUUAGCGGAGAUUUUGCUGCUGCGGUAGAUAACACUGGAUAA